CUUUAUUACAGUAAAACGGCCGUGGCUUUUUGAAAGUAUGACUGAAGCAACAGUCUGCGAUGUGGAGGAGGAAGAUCCACCCACAGAUCUGAUUACUGACUGAGAGCUCCGAACAGGACUGUACCUCAAACCCCGGGGCGAUGGGUUUUGUUUUUGCUGCCAGCAUGAAAUAAACCUUUGCCAAAAACAACAGAUAGCCUAUAGAUUUUAUUUUGGGAGAUGGGCAGCACCGCAAUGGAUUCUAAGAAGAAAGAUGAGAAGAAAUUUUCAAGAAAGAAGAAAAGCCUAAGGAUAAAUAUGCCGGAUUUGAGCUCCUUUGCAAUGCCGUUUCUGGAAGGAGAUGCUGAACCUUCGAACAAGGACAGCAUACGCAAGGGGGAGCUCAGCUGUCGAUCAGCCAGCCCGACCAAAAGCUUCUUUAGCCGGGUGCCGUUUAGCCGACCAUCUAGCCCCAUGUCUGCCCCGCCCCGGACCAGAAACAGCCCUGGAUCUCCUAAAUCCAUCUUCCCCUACCCUUCCAACCAUGAUGCCUCGCCCAAAUGUUCACGUCGCUACAGUUUCACCGGAAUGUUUCACCGUUCCUCUCCCAAGGACUCCACGAAUCCCUCAACCUCUCCUGUCAGCAUCAAACUCUUCUCUCGCUCCAGGAAAGCCUCUGGGAUCUCCUCAUCACCCACCACUCCAACACAACUGACCAAGCAGACUCCAUUAUUUCAUGUGGAAGUCAGUCAAAAUGACACAGUUCCCCGUUCCUUAUCGUCCCCCCUUGAUACCAGACGGCACCAGAGCCCACCUGUUACAAAGCCACCAACUAGUCCCUGCUCAGCACCUAUCUCUACCUCACGUGCGGUUCACGGUUUAUCUGAAGACAUGCUGGAGAAGCUCGAUCUCGAGGAUGAAGCUGUUGAACAAUCCGAGAGUGACAUUUAUAUGCGAUUCAUGAAGUCACAUAAGUGCUAUGACAUCGUCCCUACCAGCUCCAAGCUAGUGGUCUUUGACACAACGCUGCAGGUUAAAAAGGCGUUUUUUGCUCUGGUGGCCAAUGGGGUACGAGCUGCCCCCCUGUGGGAAACCAAGAAACAAAGUUUUGUGGGCAUGCUAACCAUCACAGACUUCAUCAACAUACUUCACAGAUACUACAAAUCACCCAUGGUACAAAUCUAUGAGCUUGAAGAGCAUAAGAUUGAAACAUGGAGAGAGCUUUAUCUACAAGAAACAUUUAAACCUUUAGUUAACAUAUCUCCGGAUGCAAGCAUAUUUGAUGCCGUGUAUUCACUGAUCAAAAACAAGAUCCACCGGCUGCCCGUCGUCGACCCCGUUAGUGGGAAUGCACUUUACAUUUUGACGCACAAGAGGAUCCUUAAAUUCCUCCAGCUGUUUGUGUGUGAGAUGCCAAAGCCUGCCUUUAUGAAGCAGACGCUGGAAGAGCUAAGCAUCGGGACCUACAGCGACAUCGCCUUUAUUCACCCCGACACGCCAAUCAUCAAAGCGCUCAACAUCUUUGUGGAGAGGAGGGUGUCCGCUCUGCCCGUGGUAGAUGAGUCGGGAAAAGUUGUUGAUAUUUAUUCCAAAUUUGAUGUCAUUAAUCUUGCUGCUGAAAAGACGUACAAUAAUCUGGACAUCAGCGUGACCCAGGCGCUCAAGCACAGGUCCCAGUACUUCGAAGGGGUCAUGAAGUGCAACAGAUUGGAGACGUUGGAGACGAUAGUAGAUAGGAUAGUCAAGGCUGAGGUGCACAGACUGGUUGUUGUGGAUGAGAACGGCAGCAUUGUGGGCAUCGUCUCUUUGUCGGAUAUCCUCCAGGCACUCGUUCUCAACCCGGCAGGUAUGAACAGGAAGGACAGUGAAGCAGAGACCGAGUGACGUUUGCCGAGAUGGCCGGGUCAUGUGACAUCGCUUACUGAGACGGGUGUAGGAGUUAGCGGAGGCACACUGGAGGUCUUUAAAGAUGUGUUGGCCGCAUGUAAAGAUGGAAGGAAUGGAUCCAAGAAACUGGGGCUUGACCUUAAUGUGCGCUAAUGGAGGGCAAGAGAAGGUUUAAAAGUUAGUUAGAGAUUGGUUAAGAGACAGGAUGAACGUAUAGAGCAAAAAGGUGGAUCAUCUUCUCAUUCAGAAGAGUACUGUGAGUUUUGCCUCUUGUAUCACACUAAGCUUCUGCACGUACUCUAUGAUAAAGUAUCAUUUUAGUUAGAUCUACAACUACGCCACCUGGUGUCAAAACAGUGCAGUGGCCUGCACACAGACAUUGGGCUGGACCGUAAUGGCCUCUUUGGGCAAUGGGGGGGUGUUUGUGAGGUGCAGGUCAUUCAGUAAUAAUCUCAGUAUUCAAUGCAUGUUAUGACGUUUAUUCCUCAUGUAUAUAUGAUUUUCUUGUGUAUUUGUAUGUUCGAUUAUUCCUGUUUUAGGAAUAACAACCCCCCACAAUCCUCUUUAUAUAUGAUAUUUCUCUAAACGCAGACAGAAAUGCUUAACGCUUUCAUAUCUGUCUAUGGUGCCUUCUGUCUCCUAGUUAUUAUCGGCCACGACCGGUUGCCAAUAGAACAAAAUGAAUAAUUGAAUGUUUGAAAAUGUAAAAGUGAAUGAAUGUUAGACUUGAUAAAAAUCAAAUGCCCCUCCUACCUUUGGCUGUUUUGGUGGGUGUCACAUAUUUUAUUUAUUGCAUAGCUCUAAAGGUUUGGGUGUUCAUAAAUAUCUUGAUGUUUUGGAAAUGAUGCUGUAAAUGAUAAUUGAAAUGUUUAUUUAUUUAUAUUUAACACUUAAUUUUAAAAGUAAUAUUUAAGGUUGAACUAUUAAGCCCCCUAUGCAGUAAAACCAGUAAAAAUGCGAGUUAAACUUAAAAGCCCACAUUUGUUUUGUAUGGUAUGGAACAGAUUUUAUGUUUAUUGUAUCGAUUGUACUGUACACGCAAGGUAAAAUUGUUUUGAAAAACUACAAGUGCCAGAGAAAGGUCUAUUUUUUAAUGUUGUUUGGAAUAUGUCAGAUUUUGUUUGGGUUCUUGUCAUUCAUGUUGUUGACACUGUCAUAAUUAUCAAUAGGUAAAUGCACAUUAUUGGCAGAAGAAUAUGCUGUAGGAUAAUCAUGUCAUAAAGAUUCAUUUUUAUUUUACAGUUGAAUAAAAAAAUUAAAUGAG
Misgurnus anguillicaudatus (oriental weatherfish) is the source of this 3130-nucleotide messenger RNA. It is a transcript of the gene prkag2a, whose product is annotated as protein kinase, AMP-activated, gamma 2 non-catalytic subunit a. Gene Ontology annotation, biological process: regulation of catalytic activity; protein phosphorylation. Gene Ontology annotation, cellular component: cytoplasm; nucleus; nucleotide-activated protein kinase complex. Lineage: Eukaryota; Metazoa; Chordata; Actinopteri; Cypriniformes; Cobitidae. Gene Ontology annotation, molecular function: protein kinase regulator activity; protein kinase binding; AMP binding. The record is from RefSeq and is a predicted model, not a curated record.